CGAGGGUAAGCAGGGUUAGCCACGUGAGGCAUCCCAAGCGCGAACCAAAGUGUAUUCUGAUAGAUGCUUGGCUGCAUCGGUUACUCCCUCGGCUAUGGCUUUGUAUCGUCUCAUAUUCCAUUCAUCUGGAUCAAGCCUGGGGUCAAUUCUCCGACCCCGCAGCGCAGACCCCGCCAGUUCCUCAGAAUACUCUCUGCUUCGGACGGGAAUUGAGAAGAGUUGGUGCUUUCGCGUUGAACAAGAUAGCACUUCAAAAAUAGAAAUGUGGAUACCAAGCACAUGUUAGAAAGGGCCACGACGCAGACUAUGGCGGCAAGACUAUUGGGUUCUAUUGAAACCAGCCGCGUACAAGAGGGGCAAUUCCCCCAGAUUUUCAGCCCUUGGAAUUCAAUUUAAAUGCUACACUUCCGUGGCGAAGCUUUCCGAUGUUUCCCUUCACACCUAUAUCCAUUCCGCUAUAGUCGCCGCGCAGCCCUGGGUUACAACCACAGUCCCAGAUAUUGGGGAAUGCCAUAUCGUUGUUCGUGACCGGAAAAUUCCGAUUUCGCAUGUGGAAUCUCUGGCGCGGCACAGACAAGUCGGCUAUGUCAGGCGGCGUUCCGCAAGGUGCCUUGGGACUCUCUGUUAUAGUGCUACUAUACUCGUUCCUGUGCCUUUUUUUGGGCCUUUUGCUGUUCAUUGUUUGCUGGAGGCACGGCGCAAAAUCUACAUAUGUCUCACUGAUUGCUGUUACUGCAUCGGUGGCCUGUGUUGCGUCGAUCGCACAGCAAAUACAUUUUGCUACGGAUUGGGUAGGAAUUAAACAAGCGCAGUAUGCGGCGAAGGAAAGAAACCCGACAAAUCCGAUAUUGGUUGUGACAGGCUCCGCCCAGGGUGCGGACUUGGGCUUGUUCUGGAUCCAAUUCACGUCAUACAAUAUCAACUCUCUUUUGGUCCUAUUCUGGUCCGGCUCUUUAUUCCAGGGAACUUGGAAGCUGAAACCCCUCGUCAAGCUCCAGUCUCGAUCUACUCACCUCGAGACUGUAGCAAAGCUAUUUGCCAUCCUUUUCCCGGCACCGCUACUCGGUAUAGCUCACGCGCCGAGUAUCUCAAAAAAUGCCGCGCCAUAUUUGAUAUUAUGUAAUGCAUCGUUGGUCAUUAGCUUGUUAAUAGGUGGUGUUUUGCUUAUCCUAACGCUGUAUAAAUUUGUCACAUUAAAGAAUAAGUUUUCGUCAAUUAGAGGUUCUAGCGGGAAUAGCAGGCAAGAGACCCUGCGUUUGAGACGAAGAGAUAAGUGGAUCAUUAUCCGCUUCUCUAUUGCGUUUUCCAUUCUUGGUGUCUUCGAAAUCGCAAUAGUUUGUUUCGAAGUCCUCCAAUACAACGCCAACCAUGCAGCCAUACGCGCCACCCCAACCACCGCCGCCGAGCUCCCCGCAAUCCUGACUGAGAUCGCGCAGUUCGUGCCGGGUGUCACGCCACCCCUAAUUGCGUUUUUGAUAUGGGGCACGACAGAUACGUAUUGGCAAGAGCUAAAGAGCAUGUUCACUUGCUAUAUCAGCAGGAGGAAGAGUAGCCCGUCAGUGGUAUCGCGGAAGGACGCGAGCAGUUUGACCUUUGAGAGGCUGAGCAGUAAGAGCAACCUGAAGGUAUUUUCGCCAACUGAGUUGAAGGAUAUGAGAAACGUAGAUAGAAGCAGGGGUGAGCAAAGGUGUUAGACGUUGUGGUAAUAGAUCUGCCAUGGCUGGUUUGCCCUCCUGUUGCAACAACAAUCUAGGAGCCAACCUAAAUACUUAUAUGUAACAGCAAAGGAGAAUGCGAUUACUGUGUUAAGGCAUGGCCAGCAUGCAAUGUUGGUUGCCCUUGAUAGUACAUAUAUAUACGAUAUUAAAUGG
Messenger RNA from Pseudogymnoascus verrucosus, 1871 nucleotides. RefSeq lists its product as uncharacterized. The record is from RefSeq and is a predicted model, not a curated record. The transcript is spliced from 6 exons. NCBI's taxonomy places the organism in Eukaryota, Fungi, Ascomycota, Leotiomycetes, Thelebolales, Thelebolaceae. Bases 549 to 1694 code for a protein of 381 amino acids.